Molecule: messenger RNA, 1170 nt
Organism: Nelumbo nucifera (sacred lotus)
Lineage: Eukaryota; Viridiplantae; Streptophyta; Magnoliopsida; Proteales; Nelumbonaceae
Gene: ZIP2
Product: ZRT/IRT-like protein 2
Biological process (GO): zinc ion transmembrane transport
Cellular component (GO): membrane
Molecular function (GO): zinc ion transmembrane transporter activity
Source: RefSeq, a predicted model, not a curated record
GGUGUGUAGUACAAGUGUAGAAAGGUCAACCUGUAGUACAAAGAGCAGAGGUUUUAAUUAAGUUGAAAGCAACUAAAUUGAACAAGAAGAAUCAGCAAGCAGAUCGAUUCAUGAAUCAUAUGCAUGGCGGCCUCAUCAUCCCCUUCAGUGAAAGCUUUCAAUAAGUCAACUAUCCUGCUGGCCGUUGCUCUCCUCUUAUGUCUGCAAUUCUCAGAAAUAAUGGGUCAUGGAGGGGCAGGGGGUGGCGACAGUGGCAGCGGCACGGAUUUGCGUGGCAGAGAGUUAAUACUUGUAAAGAUAUGGUGUGUCAUAAUCCUUCUUGGGAGUACCUUUGCCGCUGGAGUCUCCCCUUACUUCGUACCAUGGAACGGGAGCUUUAUUCUCUUGGGCACUCAGUUUGCUGGUGGAGUUUUCCUAGCAACUUCUCUAAUGCAUUUCUUAGGCGACGCAAACACUACUUUUGGUGAUCUCACAAGCAAGACGUAUCCCUUUGCUUUCAUGCUCGCGGCGGUGGGUUACCUUCUCACCAUGUUUGCCGAUUCUGUUUUAUGCGUCCUUACAAGCCAGCCGGGUGAAAGAGAAGCUAAAGUAGUGGAGGAUGAAAACACACCAGUUGAGGCAGAGGCAACCAUGGAUCAUAACCCAAUUUUUGUGAUGAAAGCAUCAUUUAUUGGAGAUACCCUGCUGCUUAUCCUUGCACUAUGUUUUCAUUCCAUUUUUGAGGGCAUAGCAGUUGGAGUUUCAGCCACCAAGGCAGAUGCAUGGAGAAACUUGUGGACAAUAUCAUUGCACAAAGUAUUUGCAGCCAUUGCCAUGGGAAUCGCACUACUGAGGAUGUUGCCCAAGAGGCCAUUUCUAACAACUGUUGCUUAUGCCUUUGCCUUCGCUAUUUCAAGCCCCAUUGGAGUAGGGAUUGGCAUUGCCAUCGAUGCCACAACACAAGGAGCAGUUGCUGACUGGAUCUUUGCCAUCUCCAUGAGUCUUGCUUGUGGUGUCUUCAUCUAUGUGGCCAUCAACCAUCUUAUUGCCAAAGGAUUCAAACCUCUGGAAAAAUCUUACUUCGACACUCCCUUUUUCAAGUUUCUUGCUGUGCUUGCUGGUGUAGCUGUGAUGUCAGUUGUCUUCAUCUGGGAUUAAUUAUAUAACCCCACUACUGUAAUUAAUUGUUAA